Messenger RNA from Haliotis rufescens (red abalone), 3383 nucleotides. RefSeq names its product solute carrier family 46 member 3-like. The transcript has 5 exons. Gene Ontology annotation, biological process: transmembrane transport. The coding region runs from base 165 to 1712 and encodes 515 amino acids. The record is from RefSeq and is a predicted model, not a curated record. Gene Ontology annotation, molecular function: transmembrane transporter activity. Gene Ontology annotation, cellular component: membrane. Lineage: Eukaryota; Metazoa; Mollusca; Gastropoda; Lepetellida; Haliotidae.
UAUCUGACACAGAUCUAAUAUCAGCCGCUGUUGAAACAACAGAUUACUCCGUCUACGUAUACAUGCAUCACACCAUAGGUGAAUUCCGGGUCAGGAUACGACGCAAAUGAAGCUGUUGAUCGGGCAAGCACUAUAGCACAACACGACUGCAUGGAGGGUUGCUCAUGACUUCAGUAACAGGAGGACUGAAAAAGUGUAAUAUAAGUCUGUCAAAAAUGCCGAAGGAGGAGGAACAAAAGCCGCUCCUUGGGGCCCCAAGCACUAAACCCAGAUCGUUCCUGAAUGCUAUGGUUCUCUGCGGGUUGAUGAUGGUGUUAUACAUCUCUGGCUUCAUCUCACUGGUCCCGCUCCUCAGCCAGUUUGUAAGGAACAGAGUUGCUGAGCGUUACUCCAACAACAGCAACGGCAGUGUCAGCACCGGGGACGUCUGCAAACGAAAUAACAGUGACGACAACAUAAAACUUGGAAUCAUAAUCCAACAAGACUCAUCAGAACUCUUGCUUAUUACUACUCUACCCGGCUCGAUUAUCGCCAUCCUUGUCAACCUCGUCCUUGGAUCUUACUCGGAUUUCCUCGGAAGAAGGUUCCUUUUCUUUGUACCUACUUUAGGAGCUGCCCUGAAAGUAACGCUUCUGUGUUUUAUUAUAGGCUUCCACAUGUCCCUUAAUUGGCUCUACCUGGCAUACAUUUUGGAAGGUUUUACUGGAGGGUUUACAGCCUUCCUGUUAGCCGUGUUUUCUUACACUGCCGAUGUCACAACGCCAGGGAAAAAGCGUACUGUCAUGAUAGCUCUCAUGGAGGGUAUCUUAGCUGUUGCCGGAGCAGUUGGACAAGUGGCAGUGGGAUUUAUUAUUGAGGAUGUCAACUACCUGUACGCUGCGAUAAUGAUCGCUGCCAUCUUUGGUCUGGCACUGAUCGUUAUAAUAACACUCCUACCUGAAACCAUGACCAAUAAGAUGGAGAAACGGUGGUCUCCACUGCCACACAUCAAGAAGGUUUUUGGAUUCUUCUUCACACGAGGCUCAGGUAAACAGCGAGCCAUGUAUAUUCUAGCAAUGCUUAUAUUCUAUUUUGGAGUAAUUGUCAACCUAGGUCGGACUUCAGUAGAAACUCUCUAUCAAUUAGACAAACCAUUUUGUUGGAGCCCUCUGAAAAUCGGUUUCUAUGGUGCUAUCAGACUGUCCUUCACUGUCGCAUGCAGUGUAGUUGGAUUGAAGCUUCUGCAGCCUUGCUUCCGAGACAUGACAAUUGCAUUAAUAGGACUGGCUUUCGGCGCAGCAUCCUUCGUGAUGGAAGGACUGGCCGUCAACGAUUGGAUGCUGUAUUCAGUGCCAGCAAUCGGUUUCAUAGCAUUCAAUGUUGUUCCUGUUGCCAGGGCAACCAUGUCCAAAAUGACCUCGCCACUAGAACAAGGUGCCUUAUUCUCCAGUAUUGCUGCCAUGGAAACCAUCUGCAACACGAUGUCCAACACUCUCUACAACACCGUGUAUCAGAGCACUGUAGGGGUAUUCAGGGGGGCCGUGUUCAUAAUGAUGGCUGGGUUUGGUGUCCUUACCUCCUGCUUCAUUGUCAUCUUCCUCUGCAUCUCUCGUAACAGCGGGGACCUCGUCUACGAGGUAACGAUUCCUCCAACCAAAAACGACGUGACUGUGAACAAGGAGGAGACAGCAUCGUCCCCACACACGUGCACAGACACGACAAACAACGAAUGAUACUCAAACACAUACACGUGCUCAACACUAUCAGUGCGCACAUUGAAGUUAGUGAAGAUGUCCUUUACACCCAACUGGUUUCUUGGUCAUAAACCUGGACAGUUCUACGAUCUGAAAUGACGCAUCUCUUAGAUCAUUCUGAACACAUGCAGCGUGAAAACAGAAACAAUCAGUAUUGGCGCCAUUAGAAUGUGUUCUGGACAUUUUGUUGCAACGGGUUGUUUUCCCUGGUAACAUUCCUGUGUAGGCGCCGAGGUUGAACGACUUUAUUUAGAAUACCUGGGAGUAAGCGUUGGUUCUCUGUUAUGCAUUAUUUUGUAAAGAGCAUCAUGUUCGUAGCCCAUGUGUUUUAAACAUGGAGUCAACGCUCUCGACUAACUCCUCGAUGGUUGAAAUGUAUAUCCCCCUUUAGGGGGUCGCUAAAUUUACAGAAAUUCUUUUUCCACCAAUUGAGCUGAGUGACAAAAAUCACUUCAACCGUUACAUGACGGAAGACACCAAGACUGAGCAUCACAUUGUACCUACUUUGAGAUUCGAACCCGUGGCUUCAGUCGCGACUGAUUAUGUUUCAGGGCUACAUAUUAAACAGCAGGCAACGAUUUCCAUCAGACAUUGAUGUAUUUCUUUGUUUAUUGCUUAACGACACAGUCAGCAAUAGCUAUAUGUAAAUAAUCGAGUCUGAACCAGACAAUCCAGUGAUUGAUAUUGCGAGCGACGAUCCACGCCGUCAGGAUACGUUGACACGCCAUCGACCAAGAUACCGAGCCUGACCUCCCGAUCCAUUAAGUGUCCCCCCCACGACCAUCAAAGGUUGUAACCCAGAAUCCACAGGGGUCACAAUGCAUUGAAAUAUGCAAUCCCUGUCUGUUUUAUUUGACUACGAUGUUGUUUCUUAAAAUGUGAAAUGAGCAGUACGUCUCCAGUGAUUAGUUUGGAUGGAAGUUUCUAUAAUUUAAACAGAUAUGGUGAGGCAUCGUGGAGUUCAUUACCAACGCAGUGAAGAAACAAGGGUUUAGAUGAUAAAUCUGUACGCCAUCCUCCGUACUGCGUUUUAGCUGUUUUGAUUAGAUAAUCGCGACCCCAAAGAUAUUGCGCCCGACAAACUUUGCUUUAAUCCUACUAAAUCAUAAAACUAGACAAAGCCGGAUAACGACUUUCGGUUAAAUGUAGGGUUGCUAAUUUGAAUGACGAUGUGAAGCCAGUUCAGAUAUAUUUACGAUAUUGCCUUUCCUGUAUUGUUGUGUCAUUUGUUUUGUUCUUGCAAUCGCACGACACUGUUUCCUAAAGCGUUCAUGAAUGACACUGUAGCUGAAGAAAUGCUGGGGAAAAAAUAUAUAUAUAUAUAUCUGACUGCCAGCGAUGCACGUUUCGACAUAGCUUCAUUCACUUAUAUGAUUUCAGUUAUAUGUGGUCCUUUAUUGUUAUUUAUAUAGACAUGGAACGUGAGUAUUAUAUAAAAUGCCAGACGCGUUCUCGUUAGAUGCCAGUUUGAUGAAGUUCACUAGUUCCACACAAUGGAGACCUUCUGUAACAAUCUCAAUGUAUGAUGUAUCUUUAUGUUGUUUUCGGUGUCACCUGUUAGGCGUUUUCCCUUGCAAACUUUCUUAUCAUUUGUCACGUACAAUACCCAUAUUUGUAUAGUAUGCAUUCUUCAAUAAAUUAUACCUCUUA